Messenger RNA from Vicia villosa (hairy vetch), 1389 nucleotides. RefSeq names its product protein DETOXIFICATION 16-like. The coding region runs from base 103 to 1389 and encodes 428 amino acids. The transcript has 7 exons. The record is from RefSeq and is a predicted model, not a curated record. Gene Ontology annotation, biological process: xenobiotic detoxification by transmembrane export across the plasma membrane. NCBI's taxonomy places the organism in Eukaryota, Viridiplantae, Streptophyta, Magnoliopsida, Fabales, Fabaceae. Gene Ontology annotation, cellular component: membrane. Gene Ontology annotation, molecular function: antiporter activity; xenobiotic transmembrane transporter activity.
AAUAAAAGAAAAUUGAUUGAAGAAGUGAAAAAACAGUUAUGGCUAUCCGGACCGUUAAUUUGUGUUUCUUUUUUGAAUUUUGCUAUCGAUCUCAUUUCAGUUAUGUUUGUUGGUCAUCUUGGUGAGUUACCUCUUUCUGCUGCUUCCAUGGCUACUUCAUUUGCUACUCUCACUGGUUUCAGUUUAUUGAUAGGAAUGGCAAGUGCAUUGGACACAUUAUGCGGUCAAUCUUACGGUGCAAAGCAAUACCACAUGUUAGGCAUACACACGCAGAGAGCAAUGUUCAUUCUCAUGAUCGUCGCGAUUCCCCUCGCGAUUAUUUGGGCUAACACAAGAUCCAUUCUCAUUUUACUUGGCCAAGAUCCUGAAAUAUCUACAGAGGCAGGAAACUAUAUCAAGUCAAUGGUUCCAUGCCUUUUUGCUGAUGGUCUUCUACAAUGCCUAUACAGAUUCUUGCAGACUCAAAAUAUUGUAUUUCCGAUGAUGUUUUGUGCCGUGGUUACGACGUUACUUCAUAUUCCCCUAUGUUGGGUUAUGGUUUACAAGUUUGGAUUAGGUAGUAGAGGGGCUGCCAUUGCAAUUUCAAUGUCUUUUUGGUUUAAUGUUAUUAUACUCUCACUUUAUAUUAAGUUUUCUCCUUCAUGUAAAAAUACUUGGCUUGGCUUUUCAAAGGAGGCACUAGCACUUAACAAAAUCCCUAUUUUCUUGAAGCUUGCCAUUCCUUCAGCUCUAAUGGUUUGCUUGGAAAUGUGGUCUUUUGAGUUAUUAGUUCUGCUUUCUGGUCUCCUUCCAAAUCCGAAGUUGGAAACAUCAGUGAUCUCUAUUUUUUUGAAUACCGAAGCAGCUAUUUGGAUGAUCCCAUUCGGACUUAGUGAAGCAAUAAGCAUUCGUGUUUCGAAUGAACUCGGGGCUGGUAAUCCACAGGCCACGCGUUUGGCAGUUUGUGUUGUUGUGGUGAUUGCCAUUAUUGAGAGCAUUUUCGUUGGAACGGUGAUAUUUCUUAUACGCAAUAUAUUGGGUUAUGCUUAUAGUAACGAAGAAGAAGUUGUCAAGUAUGUAGCAACACUGUUGCCAAUUCUUGCCAUAUCGCACUUCCUCGAUGGAAUGCAAUGCGUUCUAUCAGGCACGAUGAGAGGAUGUGGUUUGCAAGAAAUUGGUGCUUAUGUUAACCUGGGAGCGUACUAUUUAGUCGGAGUUCCAGUGGCUGUUGUAUUAGCUUUUGUAUUGCAUUUCGGUGGGAAGGGCCUGUUACUGGGGAUGAUAUGUGCAUUCAUUGUUCAAGUACUCGCUCUAAUGAUCAUUACCAUACGCACGGAUUGGGAGAAAGCGACAAAGAACGCUUCUGAUAGAGUCAACGAUUCUAUAACAAAUGAGAGCUUAGUCUCGUGA